This is a messenger RNA of Aptenodytes forsteri (emperor penguin), 2358 nucleotides long. RefSeq names its product solute carrier family 35 member C1 (gene SLC35C1). Gene Ontology annotation, biological process: GDP-fucose import into Golgi lumen; protein O-linked glycosylation via fucose. Bases 75 to 1007 code for a protein of 310 amino acids. Gene Ontology annotation, molecular function: antiporter activity. The record is from RefSeq and is a predicted model, not a curated record. Gene Ontology annotation, cellular component: Golgi apparatus. The transcript is spliced from 2 exons. NCBI's taxonomy places the organism in Eukaryota, Metazoa, Chordata, Aves, Sphenisciformes, Spheniscidae.
GGGGGCCGGCGGGCGCCCUUCGGGCCCUGCGCAUCGCCGUGGUGGUCUGCCUCUACUGGUUCACCUCCAUCGCCAUGGUCUUCCUCAACAAGUACCUGCUGGACAGCCCCUCGCUGCGCCUCGAUGCCCCCCUCUUCGUCACCUUCUUCCAGUGUGCCCUGACAGCCGCCCUCUGCUUGGGCCUCAGCCUCGGGGCAGCCUGUGGGCGCCCCUGCCCCGGCCUGCCUGCCCUCCGCCUCGACCCCAAGGUGUCCCGCAGCGUCCUGCCCCUCUCUGCCGUCUUCAUUGGCAUGGUCACCUCCAACAACCUCUGCCUGAAGCACGUCGGCGUAGCCUUCUACAACGUGGGGCGCUCCCUCACCACUGUCUUCAACGUGCUGCUCUCCUACCUGCUCCUCAAGCAGACCACCUCCGUCUAUGCCCUCCUGGCCUGCGGAGUCAUCAUAGGUGGCUUCUGGCUGGGUGUUGACCAGGAAGGAGCAGAGGGCACUCUGUCAUGGACAGGUAUAUUCUUUGGGAUCAUAGCAAGCCUGUGUGUCUCGCUCAAUGCCAUCUACACCAAGAAGGUGCUGCCUGUGGUGGAUGGUAGCAUCUGGCGCCUGACCUUCUACAACAACGUCAAUGCUUGUGUCCUCUUCUUCCCCCUCAUGAUGCUGCUGGGCGAGUUCCGCACCCUCUACCACUUUGACAAGCUGGGGAGCCCCAGUUUUUGGGGCAUGAUGACCCUGGGAGGAGUGUUUGGCUUUGCCAUUGGGUAUGUGACCGGACUUCAGAUUAAGUUCACUAGCCCACUCACCCACAACGUGUCUGGGACAGCCAAGGCCUGUGCCCAAACAGUGCUGGCUGUUAUCUACUUUGAGGAGACAAAGAGCUUCUUGUGGUGGGCGAGUAACUUGAUGGUUCUGGGGGGCUCCUUUGCCUACACGUGGGUGAAAGGGCUGGAGAUGAGAAAGGUACAAGAGGAUCCUAAUGUCAAAAGCAGCGAAAGAAAUGAGACUGGUGUGUAAGCAGCUCCUGCACCUCCAUUUCUGUGCCCAAGGGGUUAACCUUCGGUGCUCCUUGCUUCCUGGGGAGAAGAAAAGCAAGGAGCAGGAAAAAAUUCACCUGCAAAGUGUAUGGGGAACUGUGUCAGGAACUAGAGCCAAAGACCUAACUGAAUUGUGUUUUAUCCACGGGAUCUCACCCUGUAUCGGAAUUGGGGAGAGCAUAUGUUGUAGAGAGCAAUCAGGUUUUUUGUGAUCGUUUUUUAAAAUGGAUGUUGAUACUGACCUAAUCCGGGCAAUUUGCAUCUCUGGGUGGGUGGGGUCAUAGCAGGCAAAGACCGGGAUGGGAGCUUUGUGUAGUUAGGGAUCUAGAAUUAACUGAAUGAAUGCAGUCCGAAGUUAUAAAAUCCUGAACUUCUGUGUAAGGAAGAGGCAGGUAGCCAGAGUUUUGGGGAUAUACUCCAGUAAAUGGUUCUGCUGUAAAAGGAUUGGCAACAGCCAUUCUUCCUGUUGCCCCAUUCAAUGCAAAGGAUGGGAAAUUCCCUCCCUUCUGGUUCUGUACAAGCCUAAGCAACAGCAGUGCCUCCAGAUCUCCUUUCCAAAGAGUCCGUAUCACAUCCUGCUGAUGUCUCUUCUGUGUUUCUCUCCACCUGGUUUCUUAGUUCGGGAAAUCAUGUUAAGAAGCAGCAGUGAAACUUCUCAUUCCCUCUGCCCUGUGUCCUGUGAGGGAGAGCAUGCUCCCUCAAGUGGCCUUUCUCAGGGAGGAGCGAGCUUGGCCUCUGCCUCUCUCAGUGACAGGCAGGAGGGGAAAAGUUACUCUGAAGCACUUGCUUCUGUAGGGUGGAGAUAGAUCCCAGUUCACGGGGUUCUCAGCACUUGUCCUCUUUACCCUCUGUGUAGGGGGUAGGUUUGUGUUUGAAAAUGGGGUUCCUACUAAUUUGGCUUGUUUCAGGGGACUUAUUCCAUACCUACUGUGGAUCUCCUCUGGUGUUUGCAGUUAGUCUUUUGGCUCAUUCCUUUUAAACAACCCCCCAUGGCCAGCUCAGUGAAUCCUUCACCCCAAAAAAUCCUAGUUUUGCUCAGCUGCAUCAAUCCCUUUACUUGAAACUUGCUGCUGAACAGUUAAUUCUGCAGAAAUCUCUGCCCCUCCAUCUGGUCUCAUGCAAGUGCCACCUGAAGUUGCUGUACAGCUAUGAUUUCUGAUCCCGGGGCUCAGCAGCAACAUCCUAUGGUCAGCUGUGAUGUUGCACCAGCUUUCUAAACCCCUGGCCCCUUUAUAUUUAAAGGGUUAUUUGAACCGGGAUGCUGGGCAGUUGAUGUGGCUGCUUAGUACCCUGCCCCAUGGAUCAUACGUGUUAUACCCUUGCCCCCGUGU